AUGUCAGUGAGCGUGAUUCUGAUGAUUUGAAUAAAGAAAAUGAGAGAAACAAAGAGACGUCAAAUUGGGUAGUGUACCUAACUCAGACUGAGAAAUUUUCCAAUAAUGCUAAAGCCAGGAAAACUUCAGAUCAAGUGAUUUGUGAGAUGAACAAAGAGGAGUUUAAUUGGGUAGUGUAUCUGACUCAAAUUAAGAAAUUUUCUGAUGAUGUUAAAUCCAGAGAAAUUUUAGAUCAAGUGGUUCAUAUGACUAAGGGAUUUUCUGAUGAUGUUAAAGCUAAGGAAACUUCAGAUCAAGUGGUUCGUAUAGUAUCAAUUGAGGAUGGCAAGAAUGGAAAUGAUCAAACCAGCCAGUUUGUCUAG
Molecule: messenger RNA, 362 nt
Organism: Acaulospora morrowiae
Lineage: Eukaryota; Fungi; Glomeromycota; Glomeromycetes; Diversisporales; Acaulosporaceae
Source: the annotation of a GenBank genome assembly